This is a messenger RNA of Platichthys flesus (European flounder), 2776 nucleotides long. Its product is annotated as neuroligin-3-like. The coding region runs from base 234 to 2750 and encodes 838 amino acids. Gene Ontology annotation, molecular function: signaling receptor activity; neurexin family protein binding. Gene Ontology annotation, cellular component: cell surface; synapse; postsynaptic specialization membrane. Gene Ontology annotation, biological process: postsynaptic membrane assembly; neuron cell-cell adhesion; chemical synaptic transmission. The record is from RefSeq and is a predicted model, not a curated record. Lineage: Eukaryota; Metazoa; Chordata; Actinopteri; Pleuronectiformes; Pleuronectidae. The transcript is spliced from 6 exons.
CUAGAAGAUCUGACGAGUGGGACAAGGACUGUGAAUAAGAACUCGCUGCAGAGCAGACUGCAUAACGACGGCCGGCUCACCUCGUCUGAAAGCCGGCAGGCUCCAGUGUCGCAGCUGAUGACUGUCCCUCAGCUGGUGGGACUACAGGGCUGAGUGGGAAGCCUGUGCUGUUGCUGAGGGGGUGCCCCGGCUUGUAUGUUGGUCACUUGCAGUCGCACUCACUCACAAGGACCAUGUGGUUUUCUCCAAGGAGAAGUCUUCGCCCCUCGCAGAACUGGAACGGUGCCCACAGUUGCACCCAUUUCAGCGUGUCCUUGUGGGUAUUAAGUUUUUGUUGGUGCUUUGCGGCCGUGAGAGGACAGAACUACCACCCCACUGUGAACACGCAGUAUGGGAAACUACGAGGGGUGAGGGUGCCGCUGCCUAGUGAGAUUCUAGGGCCCGUGGACCAGUACCUAGGGGUUCCGUAUGCCGCUUCCCCAGUGGGAGAAAAACGCUUCAUGCCCCCUGAGCCUCCUUCUUCCUGGUCAGGGAUCAAGAACGCCACCCACUUCGCUCCUGUCUGCCCCCAAAAUAUUCACAAUGCUGUGCCAGAGAUCAUGAUGCCGAUAUGGUUCACCUUCAACCUGGAUAUAGUUACCACAUACAUACAGGAUCAACACGAGGAUUGCCUUUAUUUAAACAUCUAUGUUCCAACCGAGGAUGGUGAUCAAGAGAAGAAAAUAGGCGGACGGCAAUGUGAAUGUGUUAAUGACGCUCUUGCAGACAUACGAGACACCGGUGCCAAGCCCGUGAUGGUCUACAUCCACGGAGGAUCCUACAUGGAGGGGACGGGCAACAUGAUCGAUGGGAGCGUCCUGGCCAGCUACGGAAAUGUCAUCGUUAUCACUCUCAACUACCGCGUGGGCGUCCUCGGCUUCCUCAGUACUGGUGACCAGGCUGCUAAAGGGAACUACGGGCUCCUCGACCAGAUCCAGGCGCUGAGGUGGAUCAGCGAGAACAUCGGCUUCUUCGGCGGCGACUCCAACCGCAUCACUGUGUUCGGUUCUGGGAUCGGAGCCUCCUGCGUCAGCCUGCUCACCCUCUCCCAUCACUCCGAAGGUCUGUUCCACAGGGCCAUCAUUCAGAGCGGGUCAGCCCUCUCCAGCUGGGCGGUGAACUAUCAGCCGGUCAAGUACACGCGUCUCCUGUCGGAGAAGGUGGGCUGCAACGUCCUGGAUACCUUAGACAUGGUGGACUGUCUGAGGAAGAAGAGCUCCAGGGAGCUGGUGGAGCAGGAUAUACAACCAGCGAGGUACCACGUGGCCUUUGGACCGGUAAUCGACGGUGACGUUAUCCCGGAUGACCCCGAGAUCCUGAUGGAGCAGGGCGAGUUCCUGAACUACGACAUCAUGCUGGGGGUGAACCAGGGCGAAGGGCUGCGCUUCGUGGAGAACGUGGUGGACUCGGAGGACGGCGUGUCCGGGAACGACUUUGAUUUCUCCAUCUCAGACUUUGUGGACAGUCUGUACGGGUACCCAGAGGGCAAGGACACGCUGAGGGAGACCAUUAAGUUCAUGUACACGGACUGGGCCGACAGGGACAAUCCAGAGACCAGGCGCAAGACACUGGUGGCUCUCUUCACCGAUCACCAGUGGGUAGAGCCGUCGGUGGUGACGGCUGACCUCCACGCUCGCUACGGCUCUCCCACCUACUUCUACGCCUUCUACCACCACUGCCAGAGCCUGAUGAAGCCUGCCUGGUCGGACGCCGCCCACGGGGACGAGGUGCCCUAUGUCUUUGGAAUUCCUAUGAUUGGCCCCACUGACCUUUUCCCCUGUAACUUUUCAAAGAACGAUGUCAUGCUCAGUGCUGUGGUGAUGACCUACUGGACCAACUUUGCCAAGACUGGGGAUCCCAACAAACCGGUUCCCCAGGACACCAAGUUCAUCCACACCAAGGCCAACCGCUUCGAGGAGGUGGCCUGGUCCAAGUACAACCCCCAGGACCAGCUGUACCUGCAUAUCGGCCUGAAGCCACGUGUGCGCGACCACUACCGUGCCACCAAAGUGGCCUUCUGGAAACACCUAGUGCCCCAUCUGUACAACCUCCACGACAUGUUCCACUACACCUCCACCACCACCAAAGUGCCCCCGCCAGAGACCACGCAGAACAACCUGUCCACCAAGAGACCCAACGGGAAGACCUCCUGGCCAUUCAACACCAAGCGGCCUCCCAUGUCCCCGGCCUACAACAGUGAGGACAAAGACGCAUGGAACGACGAUGAGGAGACGGGGCCGCUGGUGGUGGAGAAUCCCCGGGAUUAUUCCACAGAGCUCAGCGUCACCAUCGCCGUCGGAGCCUCGCUGCUGUUCCUCAACGUGCUGGCCUUCGCCGCCCUCUACUACCGCAAGGACAAGCGGCGGCAGGACUCCGGCCAUGGGCAGCCCAGCCCACAGCGCCAGACCACCUCCAACGACAUUGGCCACCACGCGCCCGAGGAAGAGAUCAUGUCGCUGCAGAUGAACCAGACGCACCACGAGUGCGAGGCGGGGAACAGCAACGAGGGGGCCCUCCGCUUGGCCUCGCUGCCCGACUACACGCUCACUCUGCGGCGCUCUCCAGACGACAUCCCCCUCAUGACCCCCAACACUAUCACCAUGAUCCCCAAUUCCCUGGUGGGCAUGCCCAAUCUGCACCCCUACAACACCUUCACAACCGGCUUCAACUCCACCGGCCUGCCGCACUCCCACUCAACCACCCGUGUAUAGCUUUAGGAGGCCCGGGACAGCCGGCG